CUCUCUCUCUCUCUCUCUCUCCCUGCUGGGCUCCCAAGGCUCCUUCUCUUGAAUGCAGCGCCACAGGAGGACGGCGUGGGGCGAGGGCCCGGGCUGCCCCCAGGAGAAGGGGAGCGGGGCCACUCGGGGCUCCCCUUCCUCCCAAGACGAAGAGGAGGAGGAGGAAGAAGAGGAGGAGGAAGGCGCCAGGGCUGCAAACGAGGAGGAGGAGGAAGCGCGUCCGCUCCUGAGGGGCAUUUUCGAGAUCGGGAAGCGGAGCUGCGACGUGGUGCUUGGCCCGCAGAGGCUGAGCUGGCGCCCCAUCCAGCCCGAGAGCCCCCGAGAUGACUCCAGGAUGAGCUUGCAACAGGAUGAGAAAUAUGUGGAAAUGAAAGAUGUAUUUUCCGUAAAACUGAAACGCCGUCGUUUUGCUGGACAGGAAAAAGGUGGCUUAUUAUUAGGUGUGGCAAUUUUUCUGUGCCUGAAAAAAGAAGGCAACAAACUUAAAGAUUCCAUCAUCAAUCUAAAUAACUCAAGUGAAGACCACUGUCAUUUGUGGUUUCGGUGUUUGAAACAAAUCUUGAAUGGUCUUCCCAAUAGGCCAAAGUCAUUAAAAGUGUUUAUCAAUCCAACUAGUCACAGAAAAGAGGCUACUCGCAUUUAUUAUGAGCAAGUUGCACCUCUCUUUAAGCUUGCUGAUAUCAGGACUGAUGUGACAGUUACUGAAUAUGAGGGACACGCUCUUGCAGUGCUUGAAGAAUGUGAUUUGACAUCAUUUCAUGGGGUGGUCUGUAUAGGUGGAGAUGGGACUGCCAGUGAGGUUGCCCAUGGCCUUUUGCUUAGAGCCCAGAUGGAUGCUGGAAAGGAUUGUGACGAUAUAUUUGAGCCCUCUAGAGCACAAAUUCCUCUUGGGAUUAUACCAGCAGGUUCUACAAAUAUUUUGGCACACACUCUGAAUGGAGUCCAACAUGUACUAACAGCAACAUUGCAUAUAAUAAUGGGGCAUCUACAGCCAGUGGAUGUUUGCUCUUUCAGCAGUCCGACAAAACUACUUCGUUUUGGGUUCUCUUGUAUGUUUGGCUUUGGAUCAAGGACGCUAGCUUUAGCUGAAAAGCACCGAUGGAUGCCAUCAAAUCAGCGAAAAGAUUUUGCUGUGAUGAAGACAUUGGCUAGACUAAAGCCAGAAGAUUGUGAAUUAUCCUUCCUACCUUCAAAAUGCUUACAGCAUGAUGUUGAGGAAAAUGGAAGGAAGCAAGAGAGACAUAAGCAUGAGAGCAGUGAUCGGUGGCAGAAGAUCCAGGGUCAUUUCCUGAACGUGAGCAUUAUGGCCAUCCCUUGUCUCUGCUCAAUGGCACCAAGAGGCUUGGCACCUAAUACCAGAUUGGAUGAUGGAAGCAUAGCUCUUAUUGUCGUACAAAACACGUCCCGUCCAGAAUUUGUUAAGCAUCUAAAAAGAUACAGUAGUGUGAAAAACCAGUUCAAUUUCCCUUUUAUUGAAACUUAUAUCGUUGAAGAAGUAAAAGUCCACCUGAGAACUGAAACUGAGCAUGCCAUUGGUGGCGAUCUGAAUCCUGUAGAUUCUGGAAAAAAGAACUAUCCUUGGAACAUAGAUGGAGAUUUAUGGGAAUGGCCAUCUGAAGUUCAUAUUCGGGCACAUCCACAGUUAAUUACGCUAUAUGGAGAGAAUGUUAAUACAGUGGAUAAUCCGAAAGAAUCAUGCAGCUGUCUUUAGAUAAAAUAUAUCUAAAUAAAUCACUCAUUUCUCAGCUAAAUCAUGUUUUUAUCUUGAGUAUUCAGCGGUAUGGGAGAAAAUGGUCUAGACUGAAAUCCAUGCCUCUUUAAUGCAGUUUCCCAGUGGAUCAUCUACCAGAGACAUUCUAGAUUUCCUUCCUUUUCACUAAUUCCGGAGGAUUUUUUUAUGUCCUGCACUGACCACUAUGUGAAUCUUUACUCAGUCAAAAAACUAUUCCAUUGCAAUAAAAAAAAUAUGGAGAAGAGAUUUUAAAAAACAACAUUUCAGGUGCUUUUCACUUUUGUGAUGAAAAGAAGCAUAGAGGAGAUAUUUAGAAAAUUGGACUUAAAUGGUUUGAUGAAGUAAAAAUGUUGAAAUGUUCUUUAAGUAUAUGACUUUGAUUCCUAAUAAAUGACAAAUACAAUUGCAUGUGUUUAAGUAUGCAUUAUUCAAGCAUUAAAAAUCUUUCAGAACUA
Molecule: messenger RNA, 2187 nt
Organism: Anolis sagrei ordinatus
Lineage: Eukaryota; Metazoa; Chordata; Lepidosauria; Squamata; Anolidae
Gene: CERKL
Product: ceramide kinase like
Biological process (GO): sphingolipid metabolic process; phosphorylation
Molecular function (GO): lipid kinase activity
Source: RefSeq, a predicted model, not a curated record